AUGCUUUUAUACGCGAUUGCAUUGCUUUUCCUGGCAUCGAACGUCAACGCCGGCUUGUUUUCCGAUGUAACAGAGAUUAAAAACGGCAAUACCACUUGUGUUAUUGAGAAUGGAGAACUGACCAUUGAUGGUGUCAAGAAAGGGAAUCUCACCGAAGCUCAAAAGGAAGAGUUGAAAAAAUAUAACGAAGACAUGGACACGUUUACAAACUCAUGGUUGACCAAGAUGAUCGAGAGUAUUAAGAGUGCAUUCGCGAGUGUGUUCGGCUCAAUGUGGCAUGGUUCUGAGGAUGAGAAAAAAGCCGAAAAGCCCGAUGGACCAGUGACUGCCAAACCAAAAGGACCAGUUGGUCCUCAUUUCCCCAAACCACUGUCAUUCUGUCAUGCGUAA
This is a messenger RNA of Anisakis simplex (herring worm), 390 nucleotides long. The record is from the annotation of a GenBank genome assembly. NCBI's taxonomy places the organism in Eukaryota, Metazoa, Nematoda, Chromadorea, Rhabditida, Anisakidae.